Messenger RNA from Colletotrichum tamarilloi, 195 nucleotides. RefSeq lists its product as uncharacterized. The transcript has a single exon. The record is from RefSeq and is a predicted model, not a curated record. NCBI's taxonomy places the organism in Eukaryota, Fungi, Ascomycota, Sordariomycetes, Glomerellales, Glomerellaceae. Bases 1 to 195 code for a protein of 64 amino acids.
AUGCGGCGCCGAAGCACUUACAGAAUGUUCCGUCCCAAUUGCUUCAUCACAAAUCCAGCAGUGAAGCGCCACAGAAGUGGUUCGGAUGGUGCUGUGCUGCUCUGCACAAGUGGCACAUGUCCUGAGUCCUCGGCCGGACGGAGUCGGCAUGGAAAUCUUUUUACGCAUGUCGGCGCCGAGGAACGGAGGUUUUAG